Molecule: messenger RNA, 2589 nt
Organism: Ceutorhynchus assimilis (cabbage seed weevil)
Lineage: Eukaryota; Metazoa; Arthropoda; Insecta; Coleoptera; Curculionidae
Source: the annotation of a GenBank genome assembly
AUAAUUUUCAUGUUUCAUAUCUAUUUGUUUGCGACAGCUGGGAGACAACAACUCCAUUACCAUAUUUCAAACAUUAACAUGCGCCCAAAGUUACCUUUUAUUGUGACAUUUGUUCAAUUGAUAGGGUAUUCGUAUGGCCAUUUCUGGAAAGAUUACUUUGGUAACAUACCACAAGACGCAUUUCAAGCAGGCGUAGAUGCUAAUAAUGAAGCAGUUUAUGUUGGUCAAGCGCUUUACAAAUCCGGAGUUUAUCCUGUCAAUAUACAAAGUGGAAAAGAAGUGGUAAUUCCUUAUUUUGGAUCAAAAAGUGCAGAUAAUUUUGUUCAUAUAUUAUGUGCCAACGAUCCAGAAAACUUCCAGUGGAUUCCCACAAAUAAAUCACAUCUCCACCUAUUACACACUGAUAAUAAAAUAGUCAGGGGAGGAAUUGAAGGCGGUAAUUGGGUAUAUGUAGGCCGCGUCAAAUACCAAAGUGGUACUUCAAUAGGAAAAGUGCUAGCUGGCCAAAUUGGAGACGCGGUAAUGUAUUUCGUUCACAAUGGAAAAGAAAUUGUAACUGCCUCUUACGAAGUUCUAACUUAUAAUGAUAUUUUUUCAAAAAUUGAUUUAAGAUUCUCUGCAUAAUAUUGAUUUUUGACCACAAGAAGUCCCAAUAAAUUAAAUUAUAAUACUAAACCAUAUUUAAGUAAAUGAUUCCUCCCCUGUUCCACCUCCAGCAUGGAGCGCUUGGAAUGCUGGACCUGGAAUAGGGGAAAUCGUUUUCAUUCUCUAUUUAACCUUAGACUUUUUCUAUACAUUUCAUUCUAAUAGCCUGUAAGAUGUUCACUUGCCAGACCGGUAGAUAUACAUUUGCUACUUGGUUACGUUGUGAUGCACAAAGCCAGAAUACCCUCAAGGUCGUCUUCGAAUGCCUAAAGAUUAAUGGAUAUAACUUCAAAUUUUUUUUUUGUCCCUACAUUUGAGUAUUGUAUUAAGGCUUAGCAAAUUUUGUGUGGUCUUAAGCUUUUGUUUGUCUACCUAAUAUUAAACCUUAUAUUUGUGUGAUAUUUCUGUGUUUAACUUAUGAUUUUAUGCAUCCGUUAUUAUCAAGAUUUAUUUAGCGAAGCAAAAGUGAAAAUGUUUACGUGAAAGCGUAAAUCACGAGAAAGGUGCUGGAGCGAGUUUCUUGCCAAACUUAAAAAGAACAGAGAGAAAUAAGAAACUCUGGGAGACGCUUUCUUAAUUAAAAUUGGGGCUGGCAUUUGAAGUAUUUAGGAAUAUACUGCAUGACGACGAAUAAAAGCUUUCAAAGAUGGCUGAAACUUUUUAUCUUUUUCAGCCUUAUCUACAGAUUAAAUCUAUUUUGAAAAGCAUUUGGAGCUCGCGAAGCUUUUAAAAGAAACUGCUUUAGCAGUUAUAUAGAGCAAGUUUAUCUCUAGCAAUUCAUGAUUCUCAGGGGCAGUAGGAUUCGACAAGCAAUUUAGGCAUUCUUGUAUCCAUUAUGCUCUCCGCCAAAAAAAGGUUAAUUUCUCGAGGGAUUCAUCGUACCUACCUACAUAUCCUUCGGCAUAAAGCAGUUGGAGAUUUCAAUUUUUAAGUUGGACAGAUGGUACAAUAUAGCAAAUAUCUGUUGCCGACACGUCGUCCGUUGCGGCGGCACAUCUUCGGAAACAAAGAGGGGCCAGUUGAUGAAGUCAUUAUGGGCCGACACGGGCUGAGGCUGUCCUAGGGCGACAGGUGCACUUGCUGGAAAGAUGAGGGCAAGGGAAUGGUAUCGGUAAUUUCGGUUUGUUUUGUGUUACCUUAACCUAGCAAAGUUCAAAUAAACUCCAAAUUACCUCGAAGUGAUCGAACUGAACAAAGAAUUUUUCCGAUGACUUGUAUCAAUGACGCUCAGAACGAUAAGUUGGCAACAUAGGUUAUGAAAGAUCGCUAUCCCUUUCGCUUAUAUCACUUUGAUCACUGAUAAUUGACUAGAAUGAAUAGGCUUCCAGAGGAUGAAAAUAAAAAACAUCAGGGGACAAUUUUUCUACUCUGUGUGUGUUUUAUAUCGUCGUACGACUGUUUCUUUAUUCUUCACUUGCUCCUUCUCUCAACUUUAUGACCCCAUUGUUCGCCUUGUCUGGGUACAUGACCGAUGACCGCUCAAUGCCCAUUUCAUGGAGUAUUUCCUUUGGAGCAGAGAAUACAAGUAAAUUCAGCAUGCAUCGUAUGAUGAAAAGAUCAAUGCUGAGAAUCAAUAUUCAUAGCCGUAAAAUACGGAAGUACAAGAUGCUGUGGAAGUUAUUCUUUGCCUAAGGUUAGACUGGACCCAAAAUGUUCAUGCAGGACUUCUGCAUCAGCCUGUUUCUUGAGAAGAAAAUAUAUGGGCUCGUUCACUAAUUUUUGGAAUUGGGCAUUAUUGGAUGAAGCAACUAAAAAUAGAACUUUCUGCAGCCUUACUUUUGAAAAAUUCUGAAUCCUUCUAAAGAAAAUAAAUGAGAAAGAAAACUUUUUUGUUUUUUUUGCCUGUAGAAAACUUAUUUGACAUCUUAUAUUUUUUUUGGAAAAUAUACCUAAAAUAGUUCUUCGUUUAAGAUUUUAUGCUCAAAUUAUAUAUUUAAAUAUUAG